AUGCGGGAGAAACGUUUAGAUAUUAUGCAUAUUAAGUUUAGUACUGUCACUUUCUUUGUUGAAGUUGAUUUUGAUGAUUUCCGCGUUAUUGAGAAUGAAGCUUGGGAACAGCUAGUUGAUGCUCGAGGACCAAACAGAGGAAAAAGAAAAGUUAGUAUUGAUUUAAUGGAGCACAAAAAUUUAGUGCAACAUUCACAAAGGUUAUUGUUUUCUCCAGUCCUCAUAUCUGAUUUAAAUUUCAGAGUGCCAAACAUCGAACGUCUGCCCUCAGGAAGAACUGGUGCCCUUGGAGUAAAUGGCAAAAUUGGUAUACCCGGCAAACCUGGCAAGCUAGAACCUGCUGGAUUAAAUGGAACAUAUGAUCAAAGAAGUCUACCUGGGAAAAAGUCUACCUCGGUAGGACCAGACGGACUACAGGGUCUUCCUAGGCAGAAGAGAUCAGCAGGUGUAAACAGUUGUCCAGGUAUGUCAUAUCAAGAUGCACGGUCAAGAUGUGGCGAUAUUAGUGAUGAUGGUACUCAAUAUAAGAAUAGCAAAAAAGCUUGA
This is a messenger RNA of Cercopithifilaria johnstoni, 546 nucleotides long. The record is from the annotation of a GenBank genome assembly. Lineage: Eukaryota; Metazoa; Nematoda; Chromadorea; Rhabditida; Onchocercidae.